CAAAAAUGGAAAAAAUCGAAGCGCUUGGAUUCAAAUCUUAUUAUGGAUUAAGCCCGAGUAUAAACUUCUUCAAACCUUCACCUGACAUUGCUCUAAACGUUAAUGAUGAUAGCUCUGAACUAAAUAUCCUUUUAUCAGACUGUUCAGAUAUCAGACACAUUUUAAAAUCUCUAAGCGAGAGUUUGCAUCCAGGGACUAACAGAGAAAAUCCCAUAAACAUUUAUAUCCACGAGACAGAUCCCGAGAACUUAGCAAGAGACUUAUUGUUAUUGACUAUUAUAAGUGAAACACAGUUGAGUUUUAGGGAAAGAAUGGAGCUAUUCACAGAUCUUUAUGGAAACACAAUGAUCAGGAGUAAGACUGCUCAGUAUUUGGACGACAUUUCUGUUGAGGUCAGCAGACUAAUCACAGAACACAGAAAAUGCAAGAGUGUUCUCAUGGACUUGAUAGAUUUCGACUCGUUAAAGUUUAAAGAAAGAGAUGAAAUUGAGGAUAUAGUCAACUGCUGGCGCCUUUCAGUUCCUUUUGAUAUUGAAUCUUUAAGAGAUCAGAGACUAAGAGCAUACUUCAAGACUAGAUAUGAUCACAGAAAGAACCUUAUUGAUUGGGACUACAACUUUCACAUUAAGAAGUUUACCAAGUUCGUCGAUAAAGAUAAAUACUUGAAGUUUAGAAUGACUGGAGUAGCUUUUGAAACACGUUUGGCUGAUUCCAAAGUAUCCAACAGGUCAAUGAGCUCUUAUGUAGAAGGAAAGAAGAAAAAGUCUGGAGACAGUUGUCUUGUCAGAGGAUUCUGGGGAGACAUCAUCAACUCUCCUUACAUCCCAAUGGGUAUUGAAGUAGAAAAUGAGGAGGAUAGGAAGAAAUUCGAUAAGGAAUAUAAUUUCCAGCGACCAUACAAUGCCACAGAUAUAGUUGAGUACCACGUAGAAGGGUACACAACCAAACUUGAGACACUUGAAGAAUAUGUUGCUCCCUUUGAAAUCAUUAAAGAAAUAGAGAAUUACAGAGAAAAGAAAAAGAAAGAUAGAGAAAACAAAGUUGAAGAAAUCAAAGAAGAAGAUGAAGGCCAAGAAGAAGAUAAUCCACAGGAAGAGACCAAGGAAGAAUCCAAACAAGAUGCUGAAGAAGAGGCUAAAGAAGUUUCUAGAGAUGACCAAAAGGAAAGAGUUCUUCUAGAAGGAUUUAAAAGACUUAAUGUAAAGAUCCAUCUGCUGACAGGAAAGAUCGAUACUCUUUAUGUUAAGUCAAAGUUCAAGGACCUUUUUAAUAUUGCUGUUCUCUCAAUGCGUUGAUCCGAUAGGAUUAAUAAAGACUUCAACCAACUCCUUGCUAAUGAUUGCUAUAUUAUGAUCGAAAAUGGGCAUAAUUUGGUCAUCUUUGACGAGAAAAACAAGGUUGAUUUUGUCAAGAAGCUAAAAGAACAAACCUGGGAAGCUAACUGGAAGGAACUUGACGAUAGAUAUGCGCACCAUUGAUCAUUCCAAUACUUAGGAGAUGAUGCAGAGAUCCCAGAAUACCGUGAGAUUCCAGACUAUGUCCGCCCAAUUGAUGAAAAGACAGAUGCAAGUACCGAUGAUGGAAAAAGUGAUGCUUAA
Molecule: messenger RNA, 1598 nt
Organism: Moneuplotes crassus
Lineage: Eukaryota; Ciliophora; Spirotrichea; Euplotida; Euplotidae
Source: the annotation of a GenBank genome assembly